GCCGCCAUGGACGCCAUCAAGAAGAAGAUGCAGAUGCUCAAGCUCGACAAGGAGAACGCCUUGGAUCGAGCAGAGCAGGCGGAGGCCGAUAAGAAGGCGGCGGAGGACAGGAGCAAGCAGCUGGAGGAGGACAUAGCGGCGAAUGAGAAGCUGCUGCGGGCGUCGGAGGACGAGCGGGACCGGGUGCUGGAGGAGCUGCACAAGGCCGAGGACAGCCUCCUGGCCGCCGAUGAGACCGCCGCCAAGCUGGAAGACGAGCUGGUGUCGCUGCAAAAGAAACUCAAGGCCACCGAAGACGAACUGGACAAAUACUCCGAGGCUCUUAAAGAUGCCCAGGAGAAGCUGGAGCUGGCAGAGAAAAAGGCCACCGACGCUGAAGCCGACGUAGCGUCUCUGAACAGACGCAUCCAGCUGGUUGAGGAAGAGUUGGAUCGUGCCCAGGAGCGUCUGGCAACAGCCUUGCAGAAGCUGGAGGAGGCCGAGAAGGCAGCAGACGAGAGUGAGAGAGGCAUGAAAGUCAUUGAAAGCCGAGCCCAAAAGGAUGAGGAGAAAAUGGAAAUUCAGGAGAUCCAGCUGAAAGAGGCCAAGCACAUUGCUGAAGAUGCCGACCGCAAGUAUGAAGAGGUGGCCCGUAAGCUGGUCAUCAUUGAGAGUGAUCUGGAACGUGCAGAGGAGCGGGCUGAGCUCUCAGAAGGCAAAUGUGCCGAGCUCGAAGAAGAGUUGAAAACUGUGACGAACAACCUGAAGUCACUGGAGGCUCAGGCUGAGAAGUACUCGCAGAAGGAAGACAAAUACGAGGAGGAGAUCAAGGUCCUUUCUGACAAGCUGAAGGAGGCCGAGACUCGGGCCGAGUUUGCGGAGAGGUCAGUAACUAAGCUGGAGAAAAGCAUUGAUGACUUAGAAGAGAAAGUGGCUCAUGCCAAAGAAGAAAACCUUAGUAUGCAUCAGAUGCUGGAUCAGACUUUACUGGAGUUAAACAACAUGUGAAAACCUCCUUAGCCGCGACCACAUUCUUUCAUGUCUUUGUUGUUUUUUUGUUUUGUUUUGUUUUUAAACACCAUGCUUACCAUGAAACCCCUUCAAUGCAUUUUUAUUUACUUUUACCACUGUCACAGAAACAGCCACAAAAUACCAGCUAGAUCGGGGGUGGGGAAAACACACACACACACACAGGAGAGCCUGUGUCAAGGCGAUGAUGAUUUCAAUGUGCCAUGUCCCAGGUCGACGUUUUGCCACACUUGGUAGAGAGUUUAGCAACACUGUGUGCUUAGUCAGUCCAGGAAUCCUCACUAAAGCAGAAAGAUUGCCCCUCGAAGUGCCAAUGAUGUUUGAGCAGGACAGUGAAUGUUGGAAACACAGUCAGGUGUGGAUUGGUGCUACUUGAAACAAAAGGUCCCCCUGUGGUCUUUCGUUCAAUAUUGUACAACUUAGAAUCCUGUCCAACACUAAUUUAUUUUGUCUUGAGCUUUACUAUGAGGUGAGACUGUGGAUCCUGUCUGCCAGAAUUCGCUGAAGCCAUGGGUGUGUAAGCCACGAUGCCCCUCUGAGGCUUCUGUUCCCUUCUCAUUGGCACGUUUGCAGCUCGUUACAGCUCGUAGGUUAGCAUGUGAUGUGGAUUUCCACCAUGUUAAACUGAAAGACUUAGGCGCUACAUACGAUUGGUAAAGAAAAAACCCUUUUCUUUAAGAGUUAUAACUGUAUGUAAACCUUGUAUAAUGAUAUGGAAUAAAAUGCACAUUGUAGGACAUUUUCUAAA
Vicugna pacos (alpaca) is the source of this 1756-nucleotide messenger RNA. RefSeq names its product tropomyosin 1 (gene TPM1). Lineage: Eukaryota; Metazoa; Chordata; Mammalia; Artiodactyla; Camelidae. The record is from RefSeq and is a predicted model, not a curated record.